Saccoglossus kowalevskii is the source of this 814-nucleotide messenger RNA. RefSeq names its product cyclin-dependent kinase 2-interacting protein-like. The record is from RefSeq and is a predicted model, not a curated record. Lineage: Eukaryota; Metazoa; Hemichordata; Enteropneusta; Harrimaniidae.
ACAGCAUGGAGAAGGAGAAGAAAGGGAAAACUCCUAAAAAGAAACGUGAUUCUUGUAGUUCUGAAUCAAGUUCAAUAUCAGGUUCUUCGCCAUAUCAGUCGGCGACCAGACAGUCGCCCAAACCGACGUCUCUGACGGGAAGUUCUAGGAAGAUUAAAGACCACUGCGCCGACUGGCAUAACUAUAUCAACAAAUGGCAGAUUUUAAACGAGCAAGGAUUUGGAAUCACAUCCAAAAUAUCUAACUGCAAACUACAAGCACAAUCUGGUGAAGCAGCAGAGACGGCAGUUAUCAGUGCAGACACUGACAAUGAUGGUACAUCAACCAAUAAAAUGCCACCAGAAAUGCAAGAACACUGCGAACAGCUGCAUUCAAUUUACAGUUCAAUGGCAAAAUUGGUAAAAAAAAUGGAAACUAUCUGUAAAAACUUCCGUGGAAUUUGUGACCUGGAGGGACAUAAAAAAGAUGGUGACUGGAGUGAAGAGCCGCUUUUCCAAAUGUGGUCAACCGAACAGUUCUAUGAAGCAUCCUGUACCAUGCUAUCAAUGUACAGUACAGAAUUGGAAGUAAAACACACAAUAUUAGAAGAGAUAGCUCAUUGUGAUGAAAGAGACUUGUUACUGUUUUACAACUCCACGUGGUUGCAUCAGCCGUACAUUGAGGAGAAAUCUAAGUUAUUACUAGAAAGUAUGUUAUUAGAAACAGGACAUAGGUGACAAUAAAUAAUUUGAUAUAAAUAUGUUGUCUGAUUUCCUUCCCGGCACGCUAUCCCAUCCUCUUAAUUAUGCAGUAAAAUCUGUGUAAAGCAACCACC